Molecule: messenger RNA, 1395 nt
Organism: Closterium sp. Naga37s-1
Lineage: Eukaryota; Viridiplantae; Streptophyta; Zygnematophyceae; Desmidiales; Closteriaceae
Source: the annotation of a GenBank genome assembly
AUGGUGAUUGCAUCAUUGCAGUGCCAGUGCCCUGGGUGCACGCAGCAGCAGAGGCAGAAGAAGCUGCCAGGAACCAAGGCUAUCCUUCUCUUACGGUUGCUGCCCUCUCCCUCUCCCUCUCCAGACACAAACCACCGCAUGCAGCUUUCAAGUGGCAUGGUGAUCGCUGUGCCAGUGCCCCAUGGGCAGGCAGCAGAGGCAGAGGAGGUGGAGCAAGCAACACAGAAGGCACUCGCAGAAUCAGACACACAAUGUGUGAAAGGGGCACAGGUCACACCGUUCGUGCUCAAGCGAAUCAAGGAGCUCACAGGAGGGGCGUCACUCACUGCAAAGUUCUACGAGAUUCGACGAGAAGCAGAAACAGUUAAAGAGCAACUGGCAGCCAUCAGAGCCACUGCUGACGUGCCACGUCAGCGUGCAGUCAUUGCUGACCUGGAGCGUGACGUGGCAAGGGAGGACCUGUGGGAGGAUCCAGCUCAGGCGCAGCAGCUGAUGACUCAGCUUACGGAGCUGAAGGAUGGCGUCCGGGAGGUUGAGGAAUUCGCAGAUAAGGUGGAGGAGGUGUGCCUUAUAGUGGAGCUGCUAGAAACGGAGCAGACACCAGACGCAUCACUGGUGGAGGAAGCAAGGGAGGGGCUGCAGUGGGUGCGGGGGCACAUGGAGAGAUACGCCGUGGCUCAGCUGCUCUCAGGACAGUUCGACCGCAAGGGAGCCCGGUUAACUAUUGCUGCUGGCGCUGGAGGGACCGAUGCGCAGGACUGGGCGGACAUGCUCUUACGCAUGUACUCACGGUGGGCGGACAGGCGCGGCUUUAAGAAGCGAGUGGUGGAGCGGUCAGAUGGGGAGGAGGCGGGGAUCAAGAGUGCGACACUUGAAGUGGAGGGGCGGUAUGCUUACGGGUAUUUGAGUGGGGAAAAGGGCACCCACCGGCUUGUCAGACAGUCUCCGUUCAACGCCAAGGGGCUCAGACAGACGAGUUUCGCGGGGGUGGAGGUGAUGCCGUUGCUGGAGGAAGAGGCGAUUAAGGUGGAGAUUCCCGAGGAUGACCUGGAUGUGUCUACAAUGAGGGCGGGCGGCAAGGGCGGGCAGAACGUGAACAAGGUGGAGACGGCAGUGCGCAUGGUGCACGUGCCCACGGGGAUCGCUGUCAAGUGGGUGAUGAGCGGUGAUGAGUGGUUAAGGUGCUGGCACACUGUGGCAAGGAGGCAAGGUGGAGACGGCAGUGCGCAUGGUGCACGUGCCCACAGGGAUCGCUGUCAAGUGCUCAGGUGGGUGAAGAGCGGUGACGAGUGGUUAGGUGCUCGCACACGGUGGCAAGGUGGCAAGGUGGAGACAGGUGUGCGCAUGGUGCACGUGCCCACAGGCAUUGCCGUCAAAUGCUCAGGUGGGUCAUGA